Molecule: messenger RNA, 2169 nt
Organism: Stegodyphus dumicola
Lineage: Eukaryota; Metazoa; Arthropoda; Arachnida; Araneae; Eresidae
Product: WD repeat-containing protein 70
Cellular component (GO): nucleus; site of double-strand break
Molecular function (GO): protein binding
Source: RefSeq, a predicted model, not a curated record
UGUCAAACAUGGAGGACGACGCUGAGGAAAUGUGUGAACUUCGUAAUAUGAAAAACAGACAGUAUCGUCAUGCACGUGAAUGUGAAGAAGAUUCUGAUUCAGAAAAAGGGAAUGAACAUUUUUCCGUUGAUAAACAGGACUCAGACAUGGCGUCUGUCAUGGGAUUCGCGAGUUUUGGAAAGAAAGCUCGAACAUUUGACUUUGAAGCACUAUUUGAACAAACUAGAAGAGCUGCAAAAGAAAAAUUUGAGAAGAAACAUUUAACGGAUGAAGGAAAAUCUAUUAAUGCGCAUUGUGGUAAAUCGUUUUCAGAUGAAAGUACUGCAAAAACUAGUACUAAUAUCUCAUCUUCAUCUGAUGACGAUUCUUCUGAAUCCGAUAGUGAAUUAAUUGGACCCCCGGUACCAAAGAGUUUAGAGGAAGAUUCGGCGAAGAGUAGAAUAUCCGCAGCCGAAGUUGACCAAGAUUUUGAAAAUGACGAAGAAUCUUUGGUGAUGUUGAAUGAGAGAUAUAAAACUAUUCCUGCUAGCCAUGAAGUACAUUUGGAGCAUGGUGAUAAAACUGUUUCUGCACUAAGCUUAGAUCCCAAUGGAGCUCGUUUAGUUACUGGUGGUUAUGAUUUUGAUGUUAAAUUUUGGGAUUUUGCUGGAAUGGAUGUAUCUUUGCAGUCAUUUAGGAGUUUGAGACCUUGCGAAUGUCAUCAAAUUAAAAAUCUUGAAUAUAGUGUUACGGGGGAUGCUAUACUAGUGAUUGCUGGAAAUUCACAAGCAAAAAUACUUGACAGAGAUGGAUUUGAACUUAUGGAAUGCCCUAAAGGUGAUCAGUAUAUUUCUGAUAUGGCCAAAACAAAAGGACAUUGUGCUAUGUUAAAUGACGGUUGUUGGCAUCCACGUACCAAAGAAGAAUUUCUCACUUGUUCAAAUGAUGGAAGCGUACGGAUUUGGUUGAUGGAUGAGAAAGCACAACAACAGAAUGUGAUAAAGCCAAGACAGCAAGGUGGUUUGCGUGCCUUACCUAUAUCUUGUCGAUACAGUCGAGAUGGACUUCUUGUAGCAGCUGCUUGUCAAGAUGGCUCUAUUCAAAUGUGGGACCACAGAAAGCAUUUUGUAAAUACUUGUCUUUUGGUUCGAAAUGCUCACGACAGGGGUACCGACACAUCAUCUUUGGCAUUUUCGUAUGAUAACCAUUAUCUUGCUUCGAGAGGUUGUGAUGAUACGUUAAAAUUGUGGGAUUUGAGAAAUUUCAAACAGCCUAUAAAUGUGGCUGGAAAUCUGUUUAAUAGAUAUCCAAUGACUGAUUGCAAUUUUAGUCCUGACGACAGUUAUGUUUUUACAGGUGUAUCCUUAGAAAAGCAUGAAAAGGUUGGAAAAUUAGUAUUUUUUCAUAAAAAUACUUUCCAAAUUGCAUAUGAGCUAGAUGUAGGGGAUUCAGAUGUAGUAAGAAGCUUGUGGCAUCCAAAAUUGAACCAAAUUCUUGCAAGCACAAAAAAGGGUAUUGUGAAAGUAUACUAUAAUCCAGAACUCAGUGAACGUGGUGCUAAAUUGUGUGUUGUAAAAAGCAAGAGAAAAGUCAAAAAUGCUGAAAUGAUAUGUGAACAGCAAAUCAUAACUCCUCACGCUCUACCCAUGUUCAGAGUUGAUAAGCCAAGGAGUACUAAAAAACAAAUGGAAAAAGACAGGAAAGAUCCUGUUAAAUCUCAAAGACCAGAUCUUCCAGUUACGGGCCCGGGCCAAGGUGGCCGUAUAGCUUCAGCUGGUAAUACAUUAUCUUCUUUCAUCGUACGAAAUUUGGGGCUAAAGAAGAAGGUGGAUGAUACGUUAGAUCCUCGAGAGGCUAUUUUAAAAUAUGCUAAAGAAGCAGAAGAGAAUCCAUAUUGGGUGACACCAGCAUAUUCUAAGACUCAACCAAAACCUAUUUUUGUUACAGAUGAAAAAAGUGAUGAACCACCGAGCAAACAAAUGAAAAUGUAAACUUAAAAUGAGCCGAAAUAUUCCGUUUGCUGAAAAAUACAUACAAGCAUAGUUGACAUAUUCUAAGAAUUAAGCUAAAACUUUAGAAGAGAAAUAAAAAUUGAUAAAUGUUAGCAAAAGAAAAACUGAAGAUAUUUUUGUUAGUUUUUAUAAAUAAUAAUUGAUUCUGCUUACAAUAAAAAUGUUAUUUUAUGAAAAA